CUUACAAACGGAAGGCUAUCUUCUUCCAUCCUCCCCCAUACAACCUUAUCCAUUACUCAAAUUCUGCAACUAACAAAACUCGAGCAUUUACAGAGAGCAGAAGCAAUCCUUUCAUGGUAACAACAGCAUUUACAAUCCUUCUCUUUCUCUCUUCUUCCACAAUCACUGUUUCAUUCAACACACUACUACACUAAAAAACCACACAAAGAGAGAGAGAAAGAGACGAAUGCCAGCAUGUUUCUGCUCCUUCAAUCCACCUUCAGCCUCUAUCUCAACCUUUAUCUCAAACCACCCCCACCUCUCCAUGCUCGAAACCACCUGCCGCACGAUCACAGACCUCAAAAUAAUCCACGCCCACCUCAUCAAAACCGGCCUAGCCAAAGACACCAUCGCCGCUAGCCGACUCCUCGCCUUCUCCGCCCCCAGAGACCUCCAUUACGCGCUCUCCAUCUUCCGCCGCAUCGAAAAACCCAAUCAAUUCACUUGGAACACCGUAAUCCGAGGCUUCUCCCACAGCUCAGACCCUAAUUUUGCGAUUCUACUCUUCCUCGAGAUGCUGAAUUGCUCGGAGAUUCUCCCCGAGCGCCGCACCUACCCUUCCGUUUUCAAGGCGUACACUCAGCUGGGGCUGGCCGGAGAUGGCGCUCAGCUUCAUGGGAGAAUCGUGAAGGAGGGUUUGGAAUCGGAUCCCUUUAUUCGGAACUCAAUCAUUCACAUGUAUGCGAAUUGGGGAUUUCUUGAAGAUGCGUGGAAGCUGUUUGAUGAAAGUCUUGAGAGGGAUGUUGUGGCUUGGAACUCGAUGAUUAUGGGGCUUGCGAAGUGUGGGGAGGUUGAGGAAUCUUGGAGGUUAUUCUGCAAGAUCCCAUUUAGAAAUGAGAUCUCUUGGAAUACUAUGAUUAGUGGAUUUGUUAGAAAUGGGAGAUGGAUUGAAGCAUUUGAUCUCUUCCAUGAAAUGCAAAGUGAACAAAUUAGGCCUACUGAGUUUACUCUGGUUAGUAUGCUGAAUGCUUGUGGGAAAUUGGGAGCUCUUGAGCAGGGGAGAUGGAUUCAUGACUACAUCAAAAGGAAUGAUCUUGAGAUGAAUGUGAUUGUUGCUACUGCCAUCAUAGACAUGUAUUGCAAGUGCGGCGACGUUGAUUCUGCGCGGUUAGCAUUCAAGAACGCUCCGAGGAAAGGGCUUUCGUGUUGGAACUCGAUGAUGCUAGGUUUGGCCACAAAUGGAUGUUACAAGGAAGUGUUUGAUAUGUUCAAUGAGCUCGAAUGUAGUAAUCUCCGGCCGGAUGGGGUGAGCUUCGUCGCUGUGCUGACGGCCUCGAGCCAUUCGUUGAGAGUGGACGAGGCGAGGAGGUACUUCAGGUUGUUGACUGAGGAGUACGGGUUGGAGGCGAAGAUCGAGCACUAUGGCUGUAUGGUUGAUGCACUGGGAAGGGCGGGGAUGGUGGAGGAGGCGGCCGAGUUUGUGGCGAGUAUGCCUGUGGAGCCGGAUGUUGUCGUGUGGGGUUCUCUGCUUGCGGCGUGCAGGAACCACAGAGGGAGCGUUGAGAUCGCGGAGUGGGCUGCAGGGAACUUGAGGUCGUUGGAUGGGAAGGAGACGAGUGCGCACGUCCUGAUGUCGAACGUGUAUGCGGGGUCGGGUGAUUUUGAGAAGGCGGUGGAGGAAAGGAGGGAGAUGGAGAGGAAGGGGAUGGAGAAGGAACCUGGAUGUAGUUUGAUUGAAGUGAAUGGGGAGGUUCAUGAGUUUGUAGCUGCUGGAAAUUGGCAUUAUCUGAUGUAAAUGAGGUUAUAAUGAUUUGUGUUGUGUUUUCAAUAAUAAAGUUUUUUUUUGGGUGCGUUUGGUGACAUGAAA
Messenger RNA from Salvia splendens (bonfire salvia), 1846 nucleotides. RefSeq names its product Pentatricopeptide repeat (PPR-like) superfamily protein. Lineage: Eukaryota; Viridiplantae; Streptophyta; Magnoliopsida; Lamiales; Lamiaceae. The coding region runs from base 227 to 1774 and encodes 515 amino acids. Gene Ontology annotation, biological process: RNA modification. The record is from RefSeq and is a predicted model, not a curated record. Gene Ontology annotation, molecular function: RNA binding; protein binding. The transcript has a single exon.